AUGGGGCCGGGAUGGGAUCCCAGAAUCGGGGAGCGGAUCCCAGUCCCGGGGAGCGAAUCCCAGUCCCGGGGAGCGAAUUCUGGUACCGGGGAGCGGAUCCGAGCGCAGGGGAGCGGAUCCCGGAGCCGGGGAGCGGAUCCCGGCACUGAGGAGCGGAUCCCGGUACCAAGGAGCGGAUCCCGGUGCCGGGGAGCGGAUCUCGGUACCAGGGAACGGAUCCCGGAGCCGGGGAGCGGAUCCCGGCACUGGGGAGCGGAUCCCGCAGCCGGGGAGCGGAUCCCGGCACUGAGGAGCGGAUCCUGGUACCAAGGAGCGGAUCCCGGUACCAACGAGCGGAUCCGAGCCCCGGGAAGCGGAUCCCAGCCCCGUGGAGCGGAUCCUGGUACCAAGGACCGGAUCCCGGAGCUGGGGAGCGGAUCCCGGCACCGAGGAGCGGAUCCCGCAGCCGGGGAGCGGAUCCCGGCACCGGGGAGCGGAUCCCGGCACCGGGGAGCGGAUCCCGGCACUAAGGAGCGGAUCCCGGCACCGGGGAGCGGAUCCUGGAGCCGGGGAGCGGAUCCCGGCCCCGAGGAGCGGAUCCCAGCCCCGGGGAGCGGAUCCGGGGGUUGCGGCUCGGCCCGGGGCGGCUCCGCUGGGCCGCGGGAGGAAGAGGAACCACCGUGGCCGGUUUCGCAAGGGCGGGCGGGAGGGAGGCGCCGCAAUUCCCGGCUCCCGGGGCCGCGCCGCGGGCAGCCGUGGUCAGAAAACGGGACCGGGAGGCUCCGGACCGGGGACAGCGACCCCGGUGGGGCCCGAGGCCGCUCCGCUCCCCCGGGGGGGCCCCGCCUCCGCCCGGCCCCGCCCGAGCCGCCCCGGGGGGCCCUGCCCGACCCCGGCCGAGCGCGGAUCGAGGCCCGGGGUGUCUCCGGUACCGCCCAACGCCCGCAGCAAGGCCCGGCCGCGGCCCUGCCGGAGCGGGAACCAUCCCGGCCCCCCCGCCCCACGGGCGGCCGCUCCCGGGGCGGGCAGGCCCCGGCCGCCCCCGGCCGCACUCACCCGCCGGAGCCGUCCCGGAGCCGCCGCCCGGAGCCCUCACGGAGCCGCCGCUCGCCCCCUCCGUCCCGCGCGCGCCCCGCGCCAGGCAGCGGCGGCAGUGACGUCACCGCAACCCGGGAGUGA
This is a messenger RNA of Catharus ustulatus (Swainson's thrush), 1158 nucleotides long. RefSeq names its product proline-rich protein HaeIII subfamily 1-like. Bases 1 to 1158 code for a protein of 385 amino acids. Lineage: Eukaryota; Metazoa; Chordata; Aves; Passeriformes; Turdidae. The transcript is spliced from 2 exons. The record is from RefSeq and is a predicted model, not a curated record.